GUUGAGGCAUACAGCUUGGAAGGACACCUGCCGGCCGAGGAAGCACCUCAGCGCCAAGAACCAAGGACAGGCCGGGCAGACGGGCUCCUUCGGCCGCAGCGGCGUUCCCAAACUCUCGGUCCGGCAGAUCGUGACAUCCCUGUGCCGACCGUGUUCAACGGCGUCCGCGGAGGCUCAUUCUUACCGACCAGACCAGCUUCUGAAAAAAGAGAGAGAGCGGAUUUUCACUCAAACUAGACUUCCAACAUGUCGAGCACUCAGAUAGACAAUGGCUCUGCAAACUCAGUAGAAGCCAAGAAAACAGACCUGAGAAUGAAAGAGAAGAAAUGCUCAUGGGCAUCCUAUAUGACAAAUUCUCCAACGGUGAUCGUAAUGAUCGGCCUGCCUGCAAGAGGAAAGACUUACAUGUCAAAGAAACUCACACGCUACCUCAACUGGAUCGGAGUCCCAACUAAAGUGUUUAACUUGGGCUUAUACCGCAGAGAAGCUGUCAGAGCUUAUAAGUCCUAUGAUUUCUUCCGCCACGACAAUGAAGAAGCCAUGAAAAUACGGAAGCAGUGUGCUCUGGUAGCUCUGAAGGAUGUGAAGACGUAUCUGUCGGUGGAGGGAGGUCAGAUUGCGGUUUUUGACGCAACAAACACAACAAGAGAACGGCGAGACCUCAUUCUAGCUUUUGUGAAGGAUGCAUUCAAGGUGUUCUUUGUGGAGUCGGUGUGUGACGACCCAGAGGUCAUUGCUGCUAAUAUUCUGGAAGUGAAAGUGUCCAGUCCAGACUACCCUGAGAGACACCGAGAGAGAGUAAUGGAUGACUUCCUCAAACGAAUCGAGUGCUACAAGGUUACUUACCAACCACUAGAUCCUGAUGAUUACGACAAGGACCUAUCUUUCAUCAAGGUGAUGAACGUGGGUCGGCGUUUCCUGGUGAACCGGGUGCAGGACUACAUCCAGAGCAAGAUUGUCUACUACCUCAUGAACAUCCACGUGCACUCUCACUCCAUUUACCUGUGUCGGCAUGGAGAGAGCAACCACAACGUUGAAGGCCGUAUCGGAGGAGACUCAGAACUUUCUCCUCGAGGGAAACAGUUCGCCCAUGCCCUGCGAGAUUUCAUUGAGGAGCACCAACUGUCAGAUUUGAAAGUGUGGACGAGCCAACUGAGAAGAACCAUCCAGACAGCGGAGGAGCUGGGUGUCCCUUAUGAACAGUGGAAGAUACUCAAUGAGAUUGAUGCGGGUGUGUGUGAGGAGAUGACUUAUGAGAUGAUCGGGAACACAUUCCCAGAGGAGUUUGCUUUGAGAGACCAGGACAAGUACCAUUAUCGCUACCCAGGAGGAGAGUCUUACCAAGAUUUAGUUCAACGUUUGGAGCCGGUUAUCAUGGAGUUGGAGAGACAGGGCAACGUGUUGGUCAUCUGCCACCAGGCUGUGAUGCGCUGUCUGCUAGCUUACUUCUUGGACAAGAGUGCAGAAGAUCUACCAUACAUGAAAUGUCCGCUGCACACAAUACUCAAGCUAACCCCUGUUGCAUAUGGCUGUAAAGUGGAAAUGUUUUAUCUCAAUGUGGAGUCAGUAAACACACAUCGAGACAGACCCCUUGAUAAAAUCCAGAGGAACUCUGCUCUCAUACAUCGGCGGAAUAGUUACACUCCCUUGUCCAGUCACGACCAGUUCAAGCGUCCCAGGCUCUACAGUGCAGGCAACCAGCCCUGGCUACCGCUCGCCCCCACCCCAUCAGCUCUGAUGCCAGAGGGACGGCAAAGCCAAGAGUCCCUGUGCGAAGGCAGCGACUUCGACAGCCCCGAAGAAACAAGUGGCUGUGUCCGCUUCUGAGUGAAGAUGAAGGCCUCUUUCUUCAUGGCACAAUGUGGGAAAAGGUUCUGGGUUCAGUCAUGAUUUUUUUCUUUUACCACAUUCUAAGAAAUUAUGGUUGGAUGAUGAGUUCAUUUUUUUUGGCCAUGUCUAUCUCAACCUCUGUUUAACUUUAGUCUGCAUGCUGAGGCCUUGAACUAGAAGCCUUAUCAUUAGCAUCAUAAACACUUUUGCAUGUGUGACAAAAGCAAUCAAUCAGCCAAAACAAAUUGGCAACUAAUCCUCAUUGUAAAUACUACAAUGCCUUACUGAACUUUAAAGUAUAUUGAUAGAAUAGAAUUAUGUUCUCUGUAUGAAUUUAAAAAGAGCAAGUUAUUAUGAUGUAAGCCAGUUUGCACUCGUCCAAAUAGAACAUGUCAUGAAGUAUAUAUAAAUAUUUUUAUAAUAAAAACUGUCAUCUAUAAUGCAAACAAUCUGUAGUUGUGAUUUAUGUAAAAUGUAUUUAUCACUGUGUUCUGUAUUUCUAACCACAAUCUUAUUAUGUCUUAUGAUAUUGAUUUGCUUUAGAUCUGAGAGAAUGUACUUGUUGAGUUCUGAAGGAAAUUAAAAUAAUGUGUUUCUGUAUGAACUGAAUUUCUUUCUUAUGUUUUGUAUGCCUUGUAUGCUGUAUGUGUUGUAAAAUAAAUAUACCACAUGGGAAUUCUGUACACCAGAAGCAGAUAAAGAAACGUCUGUCACAAGCUGCCAUUUAAAUACCUAAUUAGGAUGGUGUUAUGUCACAAUGUACACUACAUCCUAAAUGUCCAUCUUUUAAUCCAUUGUUCUUUUUGCCUGUACAGUUUAUACUAUAGGAAGGGGUUUUUAUUCAGCUAAACAUAACAUGCUGAUGGCAUUCUGUCUAUUUCUUCACUUUUGUGUUUAUGUUAUACUGUUUUAAUUGCUUUAU
Molecule: messenger RNA, 2752 nt
Organism: Etheostoma spectabile (orangethroat darter)
Lineage: Eukaryota; Metazoa; Chordata; Actinopteri; Perciformes; Percidae
Gene: pfkfb2b
Product: 6-phosphofructo-2-kinase/fructose-2,6-biphosphatase 2b
Exons: 16
Coding region: 247-1827 (526 amino acids)
Biological process (GO): fructose 2,6-bisphosphate metabolic process; fructose metabolic process
Cellular component (GO): cytosol
Molecular function (GO): fructose-2,6-bisphosphate 2-phosphatase activity; 6-phosphofructo-2-kinase activity; ATP binding
Source: RefSeq, a predicted model, not a curated record